ACCAGAAGAGUAACUUGACACACUUAGCAGAUCAGUCUUCACUUGACUACACCAGAGGCAGACGUACAGAUCUUUCUUAUUGCAGGUAAAACACGCAUUCCAAGACAAACAUGGAUCCCAAAAAGUUUCCAAUGGAAGUAGGGGAGCCUUUACUUCCACUUCAGCAGGACCCUCCAGAAUACUCUGUUGGAUUCCCUACCUCUCAGAGUUAUCCCAGCGCUCCAGGUCAACCUGCGCAGCAUUAUGUAGCUCCGGCAGCAUCUGUCCAGUACGUACAAGGGCCAAAUCCGGUGCAGACUGUGGUCACUGUGCAGCCUCCAGUUAAUGUGUCCUUCACUCCACUGACCAAUCCAGAGUCAGAUUACCUGUGCUACUCCAUCUUUACCCUGCUGUGCUGCUGCAUGCCUCUGGGAUCCGCUGCUCUUGUUUACUCCAUCACUACUCGGGAUGCUAACAUGUUUGGACACCAACCAAUAGCAAGCAGAAACUCCAGAAUGGCUCGCAUCCUUAACCAUGUCAAUGUUGCUAUUGGCCUCCUCUUCUGGUUGAUCAUUGUCAUCUAUUUCAUUCUUGUUGUCACUGCAAUUACAAACAUUAGAUAUAACAGUAACUAUAGACCAUAUAGACCAUAAGUGUAAGAAAUAGGACACCAGAAAGCUAUAGAUGGUGAGGGGAACAUUAACACAUGUUUUGAAUACACAGGCAUUGGGUGGUCUGCUUUUAGAUGUUAGUGUUGCUCAAGUUAUUGAUAUGAGAGUAUAAGACUCCAAAUGCAUAAGGAGCUUAAUCUAUAGGGCCAGUGAGGAAUGAUUUGUAUAUUUCAUGCAACUCAUCUGCCUUAUUAUUAUUUACACAAUUAAUACACAUGCUUUUUUACACUUUAUUAUUGUAUUUUUAAAACAAUGAAAGCUUUGACUGUACAUGCAUCAUCAAAUAAAACAUGUAUUUUCUUCUUA
Pimephales promelas (fathead minnow) is the source of this 956-nucleotide messenger RNA. RefSeq lists its product as uncharacterized. The record is from RefSeq and is a predicted model, not a curated record. Gene Ontology annotation, cellular component: membrane. NCBI's taxonomy places the organism in Eukaryota, Metazoa, Chordata, Actinopteri, Cypriniformes, Leuciscidae.